AUGGCAAACGAUACAGACAUCCUUCAUUAUUUAUGGAAUGGGAAGUUAGCUGUAUGCUUUCAAUUAGAUGAACAAGAAAUUCAUGGUAUACAAAAUCCAGAGCCGUUUUACUUGAUGGUACCUAGGAUGAGUUACUUUCCAUUGGUCUGUGAUAAAGUAAAAAAACAUUUUGUGAAACAUGUGGAUCCUGAAAAACAAGAAAUGGAAAUGUGGUUAGAAUUUAAGAAUAUUCCAUUAAAAUGGAAUUAUCCUAUUGGUGUUCUAUAUGAUCUCUUUACAAUCGAUAAUAAACAAGUUGAUUUACCAUGGCAAAUAACUGUUCACUUUGAUAAUUUUCCUGAAGAUCAACUAUUACGAUGCUCAUGCCGAGAAUCUGUAGAAUCUAAUUUUAUGUCAUCUAUGAAAGAAGCUGAUAUGUUAAAACACAGAAGUCAAGUAUUUUCAACUAUGCAGCGACAUCAGCACAAUCAAUUAUGGACUGGACUACUUAAUGACAAAUUCGAUCAGUUUUGGUCAGAGAAUAAAAAACUAAUGGAACCAUCUGAAGGAAGUCAUUUCAAACACAUACCUGUUCAUUUUUAUCGAUCAGGAUCAUCAGUUAUGACACAAACACUAGUUAAGCCAGUUUCAGAUGAUGGAAAUCAUUUAACUUUGGGAGAACUGAUAAAACUGAAUUAUCCAUCGGUAGAUAACCCUAAAGUAUUUACUCAUGGCAUAUGUAUACCUCAUGAAACGCCAGUUCAAUGGAUGAGUGAACACAUGAGUUACCUUGAUAAUUUUUUACAUUUAGUUGUUAUCUAAUAAAUAUAAGAACAAUUAAUAUAAUAAUAUAUUAUAUUA
This is a messenger RNA of Diuraphis noxia (Russian wheat aphid), 840 nucleotides long. RefSeq names its product autophagy protein 5 (gene Atg5). Lineage: Eukaryota; Metazoa; Arthropoda; Insecta; Hemiptera; Aphididae. Gene Ontology annotation, molecular function: Atg8-family ligase activity. The record is from RefSeq and is a predicted model, not a curated record. Gene Ontology annotation, cellular component: autophagosome; Atg12-Atg5-Atg16 complex; phagophore assembly site membrane. Gene Ontology annotation, biological process: autophagy of mitochondrion; piecemeal microautophagy of the nucleus; cellular response to nitrogen starvation.